UUUCCUGCUGCCGGCCACCCUCGUCUUCCAUUACUCUCACAGCCCGCCAGUCUGCCAACAAUGGAACAGGGCCGCUCCCCUUCCCCCGAACCUCGUCCCUCCAAGUUUCCAAAGGUCGGCCCGGACGGCCAGCCACUCAAGGCUACCGUCAAGUCUGUCGACAUGUCUGAAGAAAUGCAGACAAAGGCCGUGGAGACCGUCUUUGACUCUUUCGACCGAUACGAUGAGAUGAAGGACAUGGCGAUGUAUGUCAAGAAGCAAUUUGACAGGAUGUACGGCACUACGUGGCACUGCGUCGUCGGAAAGAACUUCGGAAGCUUUGUCACCCAUGAAUCCAAAAACUUCAUCUACUUUUACCUGGGGCAAGUGGCCAUCCUUCUCUGGAAGACCACAUAGUCUCCUCAUGUCGAUGAGAAUAUCCUCGUCGCACCAUCACACCAUCUUGGCCUUGUGGAUCGCCUAUUGUAAACAAACUUUGCCAACAUCAAGACGAAAGAUUAGAGAAUGAAUCGACCAACGCAGGCGGUACUCCGCAGGCGGCUGGAUGUGUCGUUCCGUAUACCCACCAUGCUUAUAAGCCUUUAGAUAUCAUGAAUGCCAUACCAGUACCUUGUCCAUGACUCUGGCUAGGACAUACGAUCCUGACUCUUCUUUGAGUGAAGGUAUUGCAGGCCGAGAUAGAGCUUCGCGGUGUACCAUGCUAUAGCCAAGGAUUGUAUUGUAAUGUCUUGACAGCGAAGAGAAUAG
Molecule: messenger RNA, 747 nt
Organism: Cryptococcus amylolentus CBS 6039
Lineage: Eukaryota; Fungi; Basidiomycota; Tremellomycetes; Tremellales; Cryptococcaceae
Exons: 4
Coding region: 61-396 (111 amino acids)
Biological process (GO): cilium assembly; microtubule-based process
Cellular component (GO): cytoplasmic dynein complex
Molecular function (GO): dynein intermediate chain binding; dynein light intermediate chain binding
Source: RefSeq, a predicted model, not a curated record